Molecule: messenger RNA, 8122 nt
Organism: Microtus oregoni (creeping vole)
Lineage: Eukaryota; Metazoa; Chordata; Mammalia; Rodentia; Cricetidae
Gene: Slit3
Product: slit guidance ligand 3
Exons: 36
Coding region: 416-4987 (1523 amino acids)
Biological process (GO): axon guidance; negative chemotaxis
Molecular function (GO): heparin binding; Roundabout binding; calcium ion binding
Source: RefSeq, a predicted model, not a curated record
UGAAUGGAGAGAGCGAGCGCCGGCCAGCUCUCCCGGCCACCCCGUGCCCUGGUCGCCUCCGUGCUCCGGAGCCCAGCCUUGAGCCGGACUUCCCGGGGCGCUGUGUUCCACGGCGCUCAGCCCAGGACCCAGACUGAGCUCGCACCUCUGCCGGCGACCCAGAGGGACCCGGGGGCGCUCGGUACCUGGGCACCCUGAGUGAUGCGCAGCGGGGCAGCGCCAGCCCCACGGAUGGAGCUGCUGCCACCGCCCGGCGCGUCCCGCUCCGCCCGCGCCCCGUGCGCCUGAACGCCGCGCCCGCCCCUCCUCCGCGCCAACUCCGCCGCCCGCCCCCCAGGCCGCCCGCGCGCCUCCUCGGGCUCCUCGUGUCCCGCCGCGCCAGGCAGCCUCCUCUGGGCGCGGGCGCUUGCACACUAUGGCCCCGGGGCGGACCUGGGCUGGCGCCGCCGUGCGCGCCCGCCUGGCGCUGGCCUUGGCACUGGUGAGCGUCCUGAGCGGACCCCCCGCUGCCGCCUGCCCCACCAAGUGUACCUGCUCCGCCGCUAGCGUGGACUGCCACGGGCUGGGCCUGCGAGCCGUUCCCCGGGGCAUCCCCCGCAACGCAGAGCGCCUUGACCUGGACAGAAAUAACAUCACCAGAAUCACCAAGAUGGACUUCGCUGGACUGAAGAAUCUCCGAGUCUUGCAUCUGGAAGACAAUCAGGUGAGCGUCAUCGAGAGAGGCGCCUUCCAGGAUCUGAAGCAGCUGGAGCGAUUACGCCUGAACAAGAACAAGCUCCAGGUCCUUCCAGAAUUGCUUUUCCAGAGCACACCGAAGCUCACCAGACUAGAUCUGAGCGAGAACCAGAUCCAGGGCAUCCCGAGGAAGGCGUUCCGCGGCAUCACAGACGUGAAGAACCUGCAACUGGACAAUAACCACAUCAGCUGCAUUGAAGAUGGAGCCUUCCGAGCGCUGCGCGAUUUGGAGAUCCUCACCCUCAACAACAACAACAUCAGCCGCAUCCUAGUCACCAGCUUCAACCACAUGCCGAAGAUCCGGACUCUGCGUCUCCAUUCCAACCAUCUGUACUGUGAUUGCCAUUUGGCCUGGCUGUCAGAUUGGCUGCGACAGCGGCGGACAGUUGGCCAGUUCACCCUCUGCAUGGCCCCUGUGCACCUGCGAGGCUUCAAUGUGGCAGAUGUGCAGAAGAAAGAGUAUGUGUGUCCAGGUCCCCACUCUGAGGCUCCGUCCUGCAAUGCCAACUCCCUGUCCUGCCCUUCCGCAUGCACAUGCAGUAAUAACAUCGUGGACUGCCGAGGGAAGGGGCUGACAGAGAUCCCUGCCAACCUGCCAGAGGGCAUCGUGGAAAUACGCUUGGAACAGAACUCCAUCAAGUCCAUUCCUGCAGGAGCCUUCACCCAGUACAAGAAACUGAAGCGGAUAGACAUCAGCAAGAAUCAGAUAUCGGACAUAGCUCCGGAUGCCUUCCAGGGCCUGAAAUCACUCACGUCGCUGGUGCUCUAUGGGAACAAGAUUACAGAGAUUCCCAAGGGACUGUUUGAUGGGCUGGUGUCCCUGCAGCUGCUCCUCCUCAACGCCAACAAGAUCAACUGUCUGCGGGUGAACACCUUCCAGGACCUGCAGAACCUCAACCUGCUCUCUCUGUAUGACAACAAGUUGCAGACGAUCAGCAAGGGGCUCUUUGCUCCUCUGCAGUCCGUCCAGACCCUCCACUUAGCUCAAAACCCAUUUGUUUGCGACUGCCACUUGAAGUGGCUGGCUGACUACCUUCAGGACAACCCCAUCGAGACGAGUGGGGCCCGCUGCAGCAGCCCACGCCGGCUGGCCAACAAGCGCAUCAGCCAGAUCAAAAGCAAGAAGUUCCGCUGCUCAGGCUCUGAGGAUUAUCGCAACAGAUUCAGCAGUGAGUGUUUCAUGGACCUCGUGUGCCCUGAGAAGUGCCGCUGCGAGGGCACCAUUGUGGACUGCUCCAACCAGAAGCUGGCCCGCAUCCCAAGCCACCUCCCCGAGUAUACCACUGACCUGCGACUGAAUGACAACGACAUCUCCGUCCUGGAGGCCACUGGGAUCUUCAAGAAGUUGCCUAACCUGCGAAAAAUAAACCUGAGCAACAACAGGAUCAAGGAGGUGCGAGAGGGUGCCUUCGAUGGAGCAGCAGGCGUGCAGGAGCUGAUGCUGACGGGGAACCAGCUGGAGACCAUGCAUGGACGCAUGUUCCGGGGCCUCAGUGGCCUCAAGACACUGAUGCUCAGGAGCAACCUGAUCAGCUGUGUGAGCAAUGACACCUUCGCCGGCCUCAGCUCGGUGAGACUUCUGUCGCUCUAUGACAAUCGGAUCACCACCAUCACCCCUGGAGCCUUCACCACACUCGUCUCCCUGUCCACCAUAAAUCUUCUGUCCAACCCUUUCAACUGCAACUGCCACCUGGCCUGGCUCGGCCGGUGGCUGAGGAAACGCCGCAUCGUUAGUGGGAACCCCAGAUGCCAGAAGCCCUUUUUCCUCAAGGAGAUUCCCAUCCAAGACGUGGCCAUCCAGGACUUCACCUGCGAAGGCAACGAGGAGAGCAGCUGCCAACUGAGCCCGCGCUGCCCCGAACAGUGUACCUGUGUGGAGACUGUGGUGCGAUGCAGCAACAGGGGGCUCCGUGCCCUCCCCAAAGGCAUGCCGAAGGACGUGACUGAACUGUACCUGGAAGGAAACCAUUUGACGGCGGUGCCCAAAGAGUUGUCCUCGCUCCGCCAGCUGACGCUUAUUGACCUGAGCAACAACAGCAUUGGCAUGCUGACCAAUUACACCUUCAGCAACAUGUCCCACCUCUCCACACUGAUCCUGAGCUACAACCGGCUGAGAUGCAUCCCCGUCCAUGCCUUCAACGGGCUGCGGUCACUCCGAGUGCUAACCCUCCAUGGCAAUGACAUUUCCAGUGUUCCUGAAGGCUCCUUCAAUGACCUGACGUCCCUCUCCCACCUGGCCCUGGGAACCAACCCUCUCCACUGUGACUGCAGUCUGCGUUGGUUGUCAGAGUGGGUGAAGGCUGGAUACAAGGAGCCUGGCAUUGCCAGAUGCAGUAGCCCCGAGUCCAUGGCGGACAGACUCCUGCUCACCACUCCCACCCACCGGUUCCAGUGCAAAGGGCCAGUGGACAUUAACAUCGUGGCCAAGUGCAACGCCUGCCUCUCCAGCCCGUGCAAGAACAACGGCACGUGCAGUCAGGAUCCUGUGGAGCAGUACCGCUGCACCUGCCCCUACAGCUACAAGGGCAAGGACUGCACUGUGCCUAUCAACACUUGCAUCCAGAACCCCUGUCAGCACGGAGGUACCUGCCACCUGAGCGAGAGCCACAAAGAUGGGUUCAGCUGCUCCUGCCCGCUGGGCUUUGAGGGACAACGGUGUGAGAUCAACCCAGAUGACUGUGAGGACAACGACUGUGAAAACAAUGCCACCUGUGUGGACGGGAUCAACAACUACGCAUGCGUGUGUCCACCUAAUUACACAGGGGAGCUGUGUGAUGAGGUGAUCGACUACUGUGUGCCUGAGCUGAACCUCUGUCAGCACGAGGCUAAGUGUAUCUCCCUGGACAAAGGAUUCAGGUGUGAAUGUGUCCCUGGUUACAGUGGGAAGCUGUGUGAGACAGACAAUGACGACUGCACAGCUCACAAGUGCCGCCACGGAGCCCAGUGUGUGGAUGCGGUCAACGGCUACUCAUGCAUCUGCCCCCAAGGCUUCAGUGGGCUCUUCUGUGAGCAUCCCCCACCCAUGGUUCUGCUCCAGACCAGUCCCUGCGACCAGUAUGAGUGUCAGAACGGGGCGCAGUGCAUCGUGGUGCAGCAGGAGCCCACUUGCCGCUGUCCACCGGGCUUCGCUGGGCCCAGGUGCGAGAAGCUCAUCACUGUGAACUUUGUAGGCAAGGACUCCUACGUGGAACUGGCCUCUGCCAAGGUCCGGCCGCAGGCCAACAUCUCCCUGCAGGUGGCCACUGACAAGGACAACGGCAUCCUCCUUUACAAGGGAGACAAUGACCCCUUGGCGCUGGAGCUGUACCAGGGCCAUGUGAGGCUGGUGUAUGACAGCCCGAGCGCCCCUCCAACCACCGUGUACAGCGUGGAGACGGUGAACGAUGGUCAGUUUCACAGUGUGGAGCUGGUGAUGCUAAACCAGACCUUGAACCUGGUGGUAGACAAAGGAGCCCCCAAGAGCCUGGGGAAGCUCCAGAAGCAGCCAGCAGUGGGCAUCAACAGCCCCCUCUAUCUUGGAGGCAUCCCCACCUCCACGGGCCUCUCAGCCUUGCGCCAGGGUGCAGACAGGCCGCUGGGCGGCUUCCACGGCUGUAUCCAUGAAGUGCGCAUCAACAACGAACUGCAGGAUUUCAAGGCCCUCCCACCUCAGUCCCUUGGGGUCUCUCCCGGCUGCAAGUCCUGCACGGUGUGUCGACAUGGCCUGUGUCGCUCUGUGGAGAAGGACAAUGUCGUGUGUGAGUGCCACCCAGGAUGGACCGGUCCGCUGUGUGAUCAGGAAGCGCGUGACCCCUGCCUUGGUCACAGCUGCAACCAUGGAAAAUGUGUGGCAACUGGCAACACAUACAUGUGCCAGUGUGCAGAGGGCUACGGGGGAGCCUUGUGUGACCACAAGAACGACUCUGCCAACGCCUGCUCAGCCUUCAAGUGCCACAAUGGGCAAUGCCACAUCUCAGAUCGAGGGGAGCCCUACUGCCUGUGCCAGCCUGGCUUCAGUGGCAACCACUGUGAGCAAGAGAAUCCAUGUUUGGGGGAGAUAGUCCGUGAAGCCAUCCGCCGUCAGAAAGAUUACGCCUCCUGUGCCACAGCCUCCAAGGUGCCCAUCAUGGAAUGCCGUGGCGGGUGCGGGAGCCAGUGCUGCCAGCCAAUCCGCAGCAAGCGGCGGAAAUACGUCUUCCAGUGCACCGACGGCUCCUCAUUCGUGGAAGAGGUGGAGAGACACUUGGAAUGUGGCUGCCGCGCGUGUUCCUGAGCCCUCUGCCACCUACCCACCCGUCACCUCUCAGACUCCAGCUCACUGGGCUGGGGACAGCCACACGGAACCUCCUUGAGAUUCGGGAUGAAGGAAAGCAAGCUGGAGAGGAAGAGGCAAAAGAGAGAAUAUUAAGUAUAUUGUAAAAUAAACAAAAAAUAGAACUUAUUUUUAUUAUGGAAAGUGAAUAUUUUCAUCUUUUAUUAUAUAAAUAUAUCACACGGUCUGAGUAUAUGUACUAUAUAGUGUGUUAUUUUUACCGAGUUUUGUGUUGUGUUGUGUAUUUGUUGUGUUUUAUAAACAGCUGUUUAAAAUUUUAAGACAAAAUAAGACUAAUAAAAAUGUUUUAAACAAAAGGAUAAGAAUAGAGAAACAGUAGCCUGUCUGAGGCAGGAAGAGGGAAUUUUAUGUGUACUUAGCUCUUUCAAGUCAGCAAAACCGAGAGCCCUUUCCUGAGCUGGUGAGGAAGGAGAAAAGGGAAAGUGGGUUUUGUUUCUCUGUUGGCUUCACUCCUUUUUCCCUCUUCCUUGCAAGUAGCAAGCUUCUCAUAGUUCUGGCUUUCUAGGCCCAAUCAAUGUGCUCCUUGUUUCCAGAUAAGCUGCUGGACCCUGAAAGUCUUACUCUGCGGUUCAGAGGAAUUCCUGCCCCUUGCCCAGCAUCUGACCCAGGCCCCCGGCUGGGUGUGAACCUGCAGGGACCCUGAGGGAGUUGACACUGACUUUGCUGAGCAAGCUGGGUCUGUUCUGCUGAAUUUGCAAAUAGCCACUUUUCCUGCCUCUCCCCAGGAAGCUUGUCCUCUGAGAUGAGGCAGGGAAGAGGGAACUAUAGAGUGGCCCCAGGCCCCAGGCCUUGGCCCUCCCUCACAAGUCUUCUUUCCAGCCAGUUUUAUUGGGGUACAAUUCCAGAGGGCAGGCACCAGGGUUGCCCAAGAACAAGCCAUGCCUUCAUGGAUGCCCAACAGGCAGACCUCUGGCAUCUGGUCCUCUAAGCCACCAUCUCAUUGCCUAGGAACAGUGCCAUCCAGCACGUGUCUGAACCCCACUUAAUCCAACCCCGACUUCUCUGGUGCAGUGAACCCCAUUUCUUAACUAACGACACCCAGGCAUCUCUCAGGCUCUGUCACUUGCCUUACACCACCAUCGGAUAGGUAGAGGAGCCUGGGCUGGAGCGUAGACUCAAACUCUAGAUUCCCUCCAGAAGGAGUGGACACAGGAGACAGGCAGCAAAAAGACCCAUCGGCGAAAGGAAAGCAGGUGCGUUUCAGCCUGCCUUUUCUCUUUGCUCUUUGUUCAGUUUUCCCUUCUGCCUCAUUCAUGUCUAGGGAAAUUCUAGAGGCAGGGCCUCAGGCAUCCAGGAAGUUCUUGUUGCUAUUAGCAAGCACAGUUGUCCAGCUUCAGACUUAGCUCCUGAAGGCCUUUCCUCUUCUCCCACAUCUUCCCCCAGCCCUCAUCACUUAGCACCUGCGGUCAGUAUUUGAGCUGCUCACACCAACCCCCCUAGGCUCUGCUCAUCUAUCCUUUCUCUAGAGCCUCCGCUGCUGGAGCCUCAGGAAGGAGAGUGUGGGACCUUUCUGCUCGGAGGGUCCCCUAAGGGGCUCAGCUACUCUGAGGACCGAUGGUGGUCCCAAAACUGAAAGAAGGGAGAGAGAAAAGAGAGGGAUGGACACAAGGCAAGUGGAAGACAGGGAAGGAGGGCGAAGGGAUGUGAUAGAGAAUUCACUUUUGGACAAGCAUAUGCAUGUGCCUUGCGUUCCAGGGUACCUUAUGAUGGGUGCGUUGAAAAUGUUCAUAGUUAGAUUAAGGUAGUGCUCAGUACAACACACUCAGAUACCACUGCAGUUGCAGCCCAUAUAUUUAUUUAUUUAUAUGCAUAUGUUCAUUUAAUUCUCAAAACAGCUCUAUGUAAAGCCAUUACUAACCUACUUUAUGGUUGAGUAAGCUGAGAUGGAGAAACUGAGGAUCUUACCUAAAGGUUGAUUACUAAUAAAUUCUAGAAGCCAAGGCUUGAGCCCAGGCUGUCAGAAUCCAGAAUUUGCUCACUUAACCACUAUAUCACACUACUUCUUGUAGGAAAGAAACACACUGUGCCUUUAAGGAUCCUACAGUCUGGGGCAAGAACGGUGGUUAAGUGGACAGUUGCUUUGUUGUGCUAUUCUGGUCUUAGCCAAAAGGUCAAAAGGCGAUAAUUGCUUGAUAUAUAUACACCUUAAUGACAGAAUAAUGAGGGCCAUUCAGAGGAGGGUAUUUCCAAUCAUGAGUAUCAGUCAGGUAAGGAGUUUGACAGCACAGGAAAUGACCCACUGAAAACCAGUAAAAAGGGAAAAGUCUGGAAUGUUUGGUGAGCAGCCAGAAGCCCGUGGUAGCAACAAUGUGGAAUCUCCCCCGUGGGGCCACAAGAAAUGGGGAUUGUGAAGACAUAGUCCUACAAAAAAAGAAAUGUCACAUGGCUAGGCCACAGGGAGCCAGAGACUUGGCGUGGGCAGGGCAGUAGCAAGAUGGUCUGUGGGAUUGAAGGGGGAGAUAGAGACAAGUCGGAAUGAGAAAGCUGGUGUGUAGGAUUUAUCAUUCAAAAUGGCCUCGGGGCUCAUAGUAGUUCACUUUGUGGCUAGCAUACACUAUUCUCAGAGUGAAUCUCAAAGUCUCCAUGAUAGCUCAGGAAUUCAGUUCUGGAAAAGGUGUCCUGGGAUGUGCCCAAUGUUCCCUCCCAACCAUCCUGUGCCCCCAGCCCAGCCAUCCCCAGCAAAUGGACAUGAUUAUUCCAUCACCAACCCCCCUCCAACUCUGGAAGGAGAUACUGGGCUGGAAGCUUUUUCUCUGCGGCCACAAGAACCCUGUCGCCUCCCUCUUCCACUCACCCUGUGUUCGUCUCUGAAUCCAGCCGCAGUCAGCCAAGGAUGGAAGGGCCAGGUUCCGCUUCCAAGCAUGACCAGACCUGACCAUACAAGAUGCCAAACACAAAGACCAUCCAUAAAAUCAUCCCAGAAUGAAGUUUCUCUAAAACUGAAAUUUAGAAACUUUAUUCUCGAGAGUAGCCAGAUUUUUUUUUUUUUUUUUUGAGUAGCCAGAUUCUAAGACCAGAACCAUUCCAUGCACAGGAAGAGGCGGGGCAGUUUGCACUGUUAGGGGUGUGGCUUAA